AUGCCAAAUGCAUACCCCACCCCUCUAGUCAUCCCACCGCUGGAAGAGCAUACACACACUAUAAUUUCGCUCCAUGGAAAAGGCAGUAAUGCUAAACGCUUCGGUCAUGUACUUCUUGCCGCUGCGAACCUGCAAGCUCGACUUCCCACAGUGAAAUUUAUCUUUCCAACUGCAAGUAAGCGGCGGGCAACGAGGUUCAAAAAGAUGGCCAUCAAUCAAUGGUUUGACAACUACUCAAUUGAGGAUCCGGGAGAGAGGACAGACUUACAAGUCGAAGGUCUCUGUGAGACUGCCGAAUUUAUUCGUGGUUUAAUUAGCGAAGAGGUUCACAUCUUGGGUGCGGGUAGCCAUCGAAAGAUCAUCCUAUGGGGAUUAAGUCAAGGCUGUGCUGCAGGUGUAUUCACUCUGCUAGGUGGCUGGCUCGACGCCAGUGAAGCAAGCACGAUUGGAGCAUUUGUUGGGAUGAGUGGAUGGCUGCCUUUUGAGCAGCAGUUGCACGAAAUUCUCCGAUGCGACUCAGAUUCAGACUCAGACGAUGAAGAGGCGGCCAGGCAACAGUCCAACAUCGAUGAUGAGUCAGACGCAGAUCCAGAUGCCUUCUUGGAUCCUGACUUGGAUGAAAAUCCAUUUAGAAGAAGCAGCCCUUUGCAUGAUGAUUUCGAUCCCUUUGCUGACGACGAGGAAGAACCCUCGCUGCUUGGCCACGCUAUCGGCCAUGUUCGGGAUAUUCUUGAUCUUCCAAUGAUCUCAACAGAGCAAGCGCAACCACAAUCAAGCUUCCAUCAUCUCCAAAUGCCCGUCUUUAUUAGCCAUGGCUCCGAAGACCCAAAGGUUUCUGUGGAAUUAGGCAGAAAUAUGUCUCAUGUUCUUUCAGCCGGUUUUGGGAUGGAUGUAACUUGGAAGGCAUAUGAGGGACUGGGGCAUUGGUAUCGCGUGGAGGACGAGAUCGAGGAUAUCUUGAGAUUUCUUCAGGAUAGGACCGACCUGCCAGUGAAACAAAUGCCACCCCAAGUCCGAUGGGAGUAG
Penicillium concentricum is the source of this 1026-nucleotide messenger RNA. RefSeq names its product Phospholipase/carboxylesterase/thioesterase. Gene Ontology annotation, biological process: protein depalmitoylation. Gene Ontology annotation, cellular component: cytoplasm. The record is from RefSeq and is a predicted model, not a curated record. The transcript is spliced from 2 exons. Gene Ontology annotation, molecular function: carboxylic ester hydrolase activity; palmitoyl-(protein) hydrolase activity. NCBI's taxonomy places the organism in Eukaryota, Fungi, Ascomycota, Eurotiomycetes, Eurotiales, Aspergillaceae. Bases 1 to 1026 code for a protein of 341 amino acids.